GACAUCGAUGAAUGUACCACAAAUGCUAACUGCACCGUGGGACAACGCUGUGUUAACACAUUGGGCUCUUUUGAAUGUGUCUGCUCACCUGGCUACAUCAUGGGGAACAACAUGUGUCAAGGUAUUGCUUAAAUAAAUGUGUAAUUGUAUUUAUUUGUUGUUUUUUGUGUGCUUUGUUAACAUUCUUAAAUUAUAGUGUUUAGGUAGAAUAAAUGUGAUUUGUGAACUAAAGAAUAGAGAUGGUCAGUUAAGUAUUUUUGUAUCUACAGUUUUACAUGCAGCGAGUUGAAACAUUUUAGGCUCCUAAAUUUAUUUUACAACGUCAUGCUGAAGUUCAUCUGUUUAAACAGUGAAUUCAAUUAUAUGCAUUUACUGUUAGUGUAUCCCUAAUUAAUAAGGUACAAGUGAAAACAAAACAGACUGGGACCAACCAAGAAGAUAGUUUAUUACUUUUUAAUUGGGUCCAAAUAAAAAACAUAGACUUUUGACCAACCAGCAAGGUAGUUUAUUACUACUCAAUUAGGUUAAUAUGAAAAAAAACAGACCUGUGACCAGAAAGGUAUCACUCAGAUUUCAUGAGUCUGACAUUGCUGCAAUGGGUUAAAAUAUGGGCCGUGAAGUGAUCAUAACAUGAAAACAAGCAAAUAUUGAGUUAAAAAAUGGAAGCUCUUUGCCCAUCUGCAAAACUUCAAACUCAUGAAUGUGUAAAUAUAGCAACAAAAAAAAAAAAAAUAGAUCCUAUGUUUAAAACCAUGUAGGCCUACAACAAUUUUAAAACAAUUUUAUAUUAACACUUUCUUUAAUAUUAAUGCAAUCAAAUUGUUAUUUUUUUAAAAUUGCUGAUGCAGAUAUCAAUGAGUGCCUGGAUGUACUAGACAACAACUGUCAUUUAUCAGUUGAAGACUGUGUCAACAACCAAGGCAGCUAUUCUUGUGUUUGUAGGAAAGGCUAUGCCAGGAAUAAAAAUAACAUAUGUGAAGGUAACUCUUAG
Lymnaea stagnalis (great pond snail) is the source of this 991-nucleotide messenger RNA. The record is from the annotation of a GenBank genome assembly. Lineage: Eukaryota; Metazoa; Mollusca; Gastropoda; Lymnaeidae.